GAUUAAAUUGGUGCUCUAGCGGGUGGGGCAGACCCUGGGCUAGCAGGCCUCAGGGAGAACUCCAAUGGUGUCUGUGUCAGUACGCCCUUACCAGGCCACAACAAUGGCCGCCGCCAAUGUCCCAGUACCUGGAGAGGUCUCACCUCUCACCGAGAUGCACUCAGGACCUAUCAGCCUUACCAAUAAUUCUCGGAUUGUGGGACUCCUGGCUCAGCUGGAGAAGAUCAAUACUGAAUCUGCAGAAUCAGACACUGCCAGAUAUGUUACAUCAAAAAUUCUUCAUCUGGCUCAAAGUCAAGAAGAAAGUUUUUUCUACUUUUCAGAAAAAACAAGGAGAGAAAUGACAGCCAAAGGUUCUACAGGAAUGGAAGUUCUCCUGUCAACAUUAGAGAACACGAAAGAUCUUCAAACUACCCUUAAUAUCUUAAGCAUUCUUGUUGAGCUGGUGUCAGCUGGUGGAGGUCGAAGAGCGAGUUUCUUAGUCACCAAAGGUGGUUCACAAAUAUUGUUACAGUUACUUAUGAAUGCCAGCAAAGAGUCUCCCCCAAAUGAGGAGUUAAUGGUGCAGAUUCAUUCUAUUCUCGCAAAGAUUGGGCCAAAAGACAAAAAAUUUGGAGUGAAAGCUAGAAUUAAUGGAGCUCUGAAUAUAACCCUGAAUUUGGUCAAACAGAAUUUGCAGAAUCAUCGCUUGGUUUUGCCUUGUCUUCAGCUUUUGCGAGUAUAUUCUGCCAACUCUGUGAAUUCAGUAUCCUUAGGGAAAAAUGGAGUUGUGGAACUGAUGUUUAAAAUCAUUGGACCAUUUAGUAAGAAGAAUUCAGGUCUUAUGAAGGUUGCUUUAGACACUCUUGCUGCAUUGCUAAAAUCAAAAACAAAUGCCAGGAGAGCUGUAGACAGAGGAUAUGUCCAAGUCCUUUUAACAAUUUAUGUAGAUUGGCACCGCCAUGAUAAUCGGCAUAGAAACAUGCUCAUUCGGAAAGGAAUUUUACAGAGUUUAAAAAGUGUUACAAACAUCAAGUUGGGAAGAAAAGCAUUUAUUGAUGCCAAUGGGAUGAAAAUUCUCUAUAACACUUCACAAGAAUGUUUGGCAGUCAGGACCCUUGAUCCUCUUGUUAACACCUCCAGUCUGAUAAUGAGGAAGUGUUUCCCUAAAAAUCGCCUGCCACUCCCAACGAUUAAAAGUUCUUUCCAUUUCCAGUUGCCAGUUAUUCCUGUGACUGGACCUGUGGCCCAGCUCUACAGUUUACCCCCUGAAGUGGAUGACGUAGUAGAUGAGAGUGAUGACAAUGAUGAUAUUGAUUUAGAAGCCGAAAAUGAAACGGAAAAUGAAGAUGACCUAGAUCAAAAUUUUAAGAAUGAUGAUAUUGAAACGGAUAUUAACAAACUAAAACCCCAGGAAGAACCAGGACGAACGAUAGAAGAACUUAAAAUGUAUGAACACCUUUUCCCUGAGCUUGUUGAUGAUUUUCAGGACUGUGAUUUAAUCUCCAAAGAACCAAAGCCUUUUGCAUUUGAGAGAAAAGUACGUGGUCCUAUUGUUGUUCCUACGGCAGGAGAGGAAGCAUCUGGGAAUUCAGGCAAUAUAAGGAAAGGAGUUGUAAUGAAGGCGAAUGUGUCUCCUAAAGGAGAUGAAGGUGAUAAGAAACCUACCUUUAUGGAUCUGGCAAAAGAAGAUGGUAAAGAUAAUGAUAGAACAUUACAGCAGCAGCUAGGUGUUGAAAAUAGAACUGUUUCAUCAGUCCAUGGCUUAAACAAUGACAUUGUGAAGGCCUUGGACCGAAUUACAUUGCAGAAUAUUCCUUCUCAAACAGCCCCAGGUUUUACGGCAGGAAUGAAGAAGGACUACAGUCUCCCUCUUACCGUCCUUACGUGCACUAAAGCCUGUCCACACAUGGCCUCUUGUGGGAAUGUUCUCUUUGAGGGAAGAACAGUUCAGCUAGGGAAGCUUUGCUGUACUGGAGUCGAAACUGAGGAUGAUGAAGAUACUGAGUCUACUUCAUCAGUGGAACAAGCAUUGGUUGAAAUCUCUGAUGGACCAACACUCCACGACUCAGAUCUCUAUAUUGAGAUUGUGAAAAAUACAAAGUCUGUCCCAGAAUAUUCAGAAGUGGCUUAUCCUGAUUAUUUUGGUCACAUUCCGCCUCCAUUCAAAGAGCCUAUUUUAGAAAGGCCUUAUGGUGUACAAAGGACAAAAAUUGCCCAAGAUAUUGAGAGGCUGAUACAUCAGAGUGAUAUCAUAGAUCGAGUGGUGUAUGACUUAGAUAACCCAAGUUAUGCUAUUCCAGAAGAAGGAGAUAUUUUGAAGUUUAACUCCAAAUUUGAAUCUGGGAAUCUGCGGAAAGUAAUUCAAAUUAGAAAAAAUGAAUAUGAUCUUAUUCUGAAUUCAGAUAUAAAUAGCAAUCAUUAUCAUCAGUGGUUUUACUUUGAAGUCAGUGGAAUGCGACCAGGGGUUGCUUAUAGAUUUAACAUCAUUAACUGUGAAAAGUCCAACAGUCAGUUUAAUUAUGGUAUGCAACCACUCAUGUACUCUGUUCAGGAAGCAUUAAAUGCCAGACCCUGGUGGAUGCGUGUGGGGACUGACAUUUGUUACUAUAAAAAUCACUUCUCAAGAAGUUCAGUUGCUGCAGGUGGGCAAAAGGGAAAAUCCUACUAUACAAUUACAUUCACUGUCAGUUUUCCACAUAAAGAUGAUGUUUGCUACUUUGCUUAUCACUACCCAUAUACAUAUUCAACUUUACAGAUGCAUCUUCAAAAGUUGGAAUCAGCACACAAUCCUCAGCAAAUCUAUUUUCGAAAAGAUGUGUUAUGUGAAACCCUGUCUGGAAACAGCUGUCCCUUGGUGACUAUAACAGCAAUGCCAGAGUCUAAUUAUUAUGAACAUAUCUGUCAAUUCAGAAAUCGCCCUUACGUUUUCUUAUCUGCUCGGGUACAUCCUGGAGAAACUAAUGCAAGUUGGGUAAUGAAAGGAACAUUGGAGUAUCUCAUGAGUAAUAACCCUACUGCUCAGAGCUUGCGAGAAUCCUAUAUUUUUAAAAUUGUCCCUAUGCUAAAUCCAGAUGGUGUCAUCAAUGGAAAUCACCGCUGUUCAUUAAGUGGAGAAGAUUUAAAUAGACAGUGGCAAAGUCCAAAUCCAGAUUUACAUCCUACAAUUUACCACGCUAAGGGGCUACUACAGUACCUGGCUGCAGUGAAGCGUUUACCACUGGUUUAUUGUGAUUAUCAUGGCCACUCCCGAAAGAAGAAUGUAUUUAUGUACGGCUGCAGCAUCAAAGAGACAGUGUGGCAUACCACUGAUAACGCAGCUUCAUGUGAUGUUGUAGAAGAUGUGGGAUACAGGACUUUGCCCAAGAUACUGAGUCAUAUUGCCCCAGCGUUUUGCAUGAGCAGCUGUAGCUUCGUAGUGGAAAAAUCUAAAGAAUCCACAGCACGUGUUGUAGUUUGGAGGGAGAUAGGAGUACAAAGAAGCUAUACCAUGGAGAGUACUUUGUGUGGCUGUGAUCAGGGAAAAUAUAAGGGUUUACAGAUUGGCACUCGAGAAUUGGAAGAGAUGGGAGCAAAAUUUUGUGUUGGUCUAUUGCGUUUGAAAAGACUGACAUCCCCAUUGGAAUAUAAUCUGCCUUCCAGCUUGCUUGACUUUGAAAAUGACUUGAUUGAAUCGAGCUGCAAAGUAACUAGGAAACUUGGCAGCUCUGAACUCCAAUUUUUGCCUCCAAUCCUUUGAAAUUGCUGAAAACUCUGAUGACUUCUCUGCCUCUUAGCAGCUGCCCUUGCCUGGCCUUGGUUUCCUCUGGACUUUGCCCCAUGCACUUUUUCUCUUGGUUGAUUUUGCUUUGUAUCCUUUCACUGUAAUAAGUCAUAGCUGUGAAUGCAACUGUGUGCUGAAUCCUGUUAAGUCUUUUAGCAAAUCACUAAACCUGGGGUGGUCUUGGGACCCCCCGUAGACAUGCAUGCCCAUUCUGAAUUUUUGUGAGGUGUGAUUAUUAUCUCAGAGAUUCGAAUGUUCUCCUGAGAAUGAUCAGAUACAGGUGGUAUUGUAACCCCUUUACACAUGGGCAUAAACCGAGGCUCAGAGAGGAGUCUACCCAAGGUCCCAACAGAACCAGCAGUUGAGUCUGGGUCUAACUCCAGAAUUCCCCUGUACUUUCAUUUAUCUUCCAAGUGACUAAGUAAAAUUACUAAAAAGGAAUGGUUUUAGUUUUUGAAGCUCUUCUGCAUUAUUUGGGAAUUUAACCUUCUCAUUAUGUAUAAGGCAUGUUUUUAGAUCAAUAGCAAAGUAAAUUGGAGUUUCAUAACUUAGUUCAUUACUGUUUCCCAAAGGCUGCUUAGUUAUACUUCUUUUUCCAACGAAGUAUCAGUAAAUUAGCAGCUUUCUUUCCUUUUUUCCAAAUAGAUAUUCUCUUGUUAGAUAUUCUGUGCGUGUGCGUGUGCACAUGUACAAGUAUUUGUGUGUAUGCUGAGGUCACUUAAGACUGACAAACAUUGUCACUUGUAUUUUGUAUGAAUGAUUUUGUUUACUUUGUGAUAUUUAGUAGGUGCUAUAUCUCUUAUGGGAAUCAAAUUAUAUAAAUAAAAUAUUCUCUAAUAUUUAUGUAGUUAGGGAUUUUUUUUCACCUUAGACCUGACUUUUCACCACAAGAAAGACACAAUCAGCAAGUCACACACUGCUGAUAAUUUGAGCAAUGGAGUAUUUUUUUGUUUGUGCAUCAGUUUCAGAAAUUCUCCCCCAGAAUAUCUUUAUUGUGCUGUCUUAAAACAGGUAGGUUAGUCUCAGCAUUGUAGGAGAGUUCAAGGUUGAGGGAGCAUUCUGAGUCACAAGGGUCAGGCAGUGUUUUGGUCCUGUUGGCCCAUUGCCUGGGCUCUUUGCAAAUUGAGAAAGACUGAUUUACUUUUUUCUUUAACAAGGUAGAUUUUAUUAAUGUUAUAGUAGCAUUUUAUAUUUGUACAGCUUAGGAGUUUACAAAUGUGUUCACAUUUACUACCUGAUUUGAGCCAGACAGCUUUGGGAGGUCAUGCGGCUGAUAUUGUUGUCCCUGCUUCACACGUGGGAAAACCUGGGGCCUGGAGAGAGUGAGGGACUUGCUCAAGGUCAUGCAGCUGGUUAGUAGACGAGUAGAGGCACAAGCCCAGAAUUUCUGACUCCGUACGGUAUUUUGUUUCUUGUGUGCUUGUGUGGGUAACAGAGCUGAUGAUCUACGUUCUGGCAUCUUGGAUGUCAAAUCAGCUCUCAUGGAGGUGGAUGGGUGCACCUUUGAGGGAGACGGGGAAUUUUUAGGUUUAGUUUUGUGUAGUGCUUAAUAGUGUAACAUAAGGGUAGCCAGAAAACUUUCUGGAACUGAAUGAAGCAGAAUUUUUUGUUUUCUUUAGAAAUCAGUUGGAAUUAUAAACCUGUUCUGCAUUGUAAUGACACCAUACAGCAGAGAAUUUCAAUGCAUUUAUCCUGUGAGAAGGCCCUUUGGGUGAAGGUUUUGAUAUUUUUCUUGAAGCAGCAUAAAGAGCAUUUUGCGGGGGGGAGGGUGGAGACUCAAAUGCUGUUCUCUUUUAGAGUGAAAUAUUUCUUACUGAAUUGUUUUGGCUUAGUCAUCUUUAUCUGUGAAGUUAAAAUCCAGGAUAGAAGGGUGUUAAAACAAGUGUAUAUAGGACAGCUGCUCGACAAUGAAGGAAAAACGGCAGGAAUGAACUUGAUGAAGAAAACCAUGGGAUGAGGGAGCAUUGGUGGGAAAGUAAAGUAAGAGCAAUGGGAAAGCGUUAAAUGCUGGUUAGACUUUCUUUUUUUAUGGUUGAAAUAAUGCAGAGGGAAUGCUGAUGCAGAGGGAUUAAUUUUUUU
Messenger RNA from Diceros bicornis minor, 5821 nucleotides. RefSeq names its product ATP/GTP binding carboxypeptidase 1 (gene AGTPBP1). Gene Ontology annotation, molecular function: zinc ion binding; metallocarboxypeptidase activity. The record is from RefSeq and is a predicted model, not a curated record. Bases 65 to 3718 code for a protein of 1217 amino acids. Lineage: Eukaryota; Metazoa; Chordata; Mammalia; Perissodactyla; Rhinocerotidae. Gene Ontology annotation, biological process: C-terminal protein deglutamylation; proteolysis; protein side chain deglutamylation. The transcript is spliced from 25 exons.